Messenger RNA from Pseudocercospora fijiensis CIRAD86, 2379 nucleotides. RefSeq lists its product as uncharacterized. NCBI's taxonomy places the organism in Eukaryota, Fungi, Ascomycota, Dothideomycetes, Mycosphaerellales, Mycosphaerellaceae. The record is from RefSeq and is a predicted model, not a curated record. The coding region runs from base 1 to 2379 and encodes 792 amino acids. The transcript is spliced from 9 exons.
AUGCCAAAGGCACAUACAAAUUAUGCUGUGCACCUUCUACAGUGGCCCGUCAUCAGGGACCUAGUAUCGCAGGCGUGCGACCCGCAAGCACUGAUGCAGACUAAAUUGGCACGUCCGCCGCUCGACCUCCAGCCGCCUUAUUCACUAGAUCUAGAUCUUGCUGGCAAGCCAUCGUCAUAUACCCGAGCGUUCUUUGAGAAGGUCAACGUGUGGUAUGCCGUGGUCGAUCCUUACUCAUGGCACGCGCACUUCCGGACAGCUUCAGCAGUGGGCUUCCGUUCAGGCGCAGAGACCUGUGUUGUACUGCUGGUGUUGGCCCUGGGCCAAGCGGCGCAUUCUGGCCACAGCAUUUCUCGUCUACCAGAAGCCUGGCUGGUACUGCCAAGCCUAAUGAUCAGGAACGAUGCGCUAAGUGCUCAGUGCCAUAUCCUGGCGGCAGCUUAUCUCUUCUACGUCGUCCGACCACUUGAGGCGUGGAACCUUCUUAGUAAUGCUUCGAUCAAGCUUCAGCUGCUGCUUGCCAACCAGAGUGCUAUACAACCUCAAGUCAAAGAGCUCAGCGAGAGAGUAUUUUGGAACGCACUCAUGAUCGAGUCCGAUCUUCUCACUGAGUUGGAUCUACCGCAUUCAGGAAUUGUGCAAUUUGAGGAUAGCAUGCGUCUACCUCGAAGCUUUCCAUACGAUGCGACCAUUGCCAGAGCGGACGAGCUACCUGGGAAUGACGACCUGUGGUAUUUCUUGGCAGAAAUUGCGCUGAGACGCCUGCUCAACCGCGUCUCUCACAUGAUCUACAGCCAGAAACGCACUUCCAUUUCGUCACUUGAACCAGUGGUGGUUGAAUUGGAUUUUCAGCUCAAUCAAUGGUACGAAGGACUCCCCCCAUCGAUACGUUUUCCUCGUGAGCGAUUGCCGGCCCGCGACCAAGUUCAAACGGUCCUCCGUCUACGCUACUUUGCAUGCCGCACCAUUAUCUUCCGACCGUAUAUACAAGCUGUGCUGCAAGACGAGACUCUUGCCCAAGAACCAGCGGUGCAGAUGGCGUGCCGAGAGUGUCUUGAAGCAUGCGUCCGACAACUUGAGAAUAUAUCCGCACAUCAUGAUGGACACCUGCCAUAUCUUUGGCAAGGAGCUCUAUCAAUCACCAGUCAGACGCUUUUGCUCAUGGGUGCAACUCUCUCGAGCGUCCUGUCUAGCCUUCUGCCAUCGAGAGCACAGAUAGAUGUGGUCAUCGACGACCGCCAAGCAUCAGGCUAUGUGCUGACAUUGUCAAAGAAGCUGAAGACAGGAGACAAAGCUGCCGACACCAUCUUUCUUAGCUUGGCAUUACCAGACCUGAACACGCAUUGCCAUCUUCCAAUGCCAAGACAAGACAGGCCAUAUUUCCUACUAGCUACGGAACUGGAACUCCUCAAAUCUAUGUUUGCUGACCAAGUCGAUUACGAUACCAAAGGACGCGAAGUUGUCUACGGCACAGAUUCUGGGGCGCUUCGCGUCCGACUUCCAGAUGGAUAUCUCCAAGAUGCUCUCCCAGACGUCGUUUCAGCAAGCAUAGGCAAGACUGAUAUUCGAGACAAGAUGAAACAGCGCAUUGCUGGCUUUGGGCCUGGAGAUGGAAUUUUGGACUCCAUCAUCAUGGCCUUCAACGAGCUCAUCGAUCAUGUUACGGCCACUGAAAACAUCAUCACCGACCAAAAGAUCACUCAGCCUGACAACACCUCGAAAGCCACCAUUGUGGUCUGGCUACAUCAUUUGCUCAACACCAGCAAGCGCAAACAAUGUCUUCAUCCCCCUUCAGCCGGUAUCUCGGGAGUAACAAAGCCCGGGUAUUGUAAAGACUGUGUGUAUCCGGGCGUGUUGGUGUACUCUGGUCCAUCUACCGCGGUGCGCGAGCAUGUCAACGAGCUUAAAGCGUUGAAUUGGGCUGCCUUCCAAGUUCGACUCGAGCAGGAUCAUGAGUGGAAGUUCAAGCACGGCGAAGGAGUGGUCGAAGUUGAGAGUAUGGGCGAGGUAGUGACGGAGAUUGACGUAGGAGAUGAUGGGAGGAAAGAUAUGUUCCUGGAGGCGAUGAAGAUGAACUGUCCAUGCUACCCUGGCGAGGACUUCUCAUUAGAGUCGCCCUCCAAAGGGUGUGCUUGCCCUUGCCCCGGCCCCGUGAACACGAUGGCUCUGAAAGACGACGGCUCCAUGGACGCGGCGACCAGCGACACAAUUUGCGAUUGGGAGCUAGGGCUCGACAUUGGACGGGCACCGCUGGCAUGUCACGCCAUUGAACGAUCAUCCUCGCAUGGGAGACCGUCCAGAACAAGCCAAACUCAAGAUCAUUCUUGGAGCGGCGAUAAACGCAACAUGCGCGCCAUCAAUGUAGAAAACAGAGUGUAG